Molecule: messenger RNA, 993 nt
Organism: Gongylonema pulchrum
Lineage: Eukaryota; Metazoa; Nematoda; Chromadorea; Rhabditida; Gongylonematidae
Source: the annotation of a GenBank genome assembly
AUGCCACUGACAUUUGCUGACAACGAUUUUGAUAACUUUCUAGCAACGAUUUUGAUAAUUUUGGCACUUCGAGCGGAAGUGGAUCGCGUUAACGAACAGCUGGGGAACUGUGAAAGCGAACUGGCACAUUGUAGAGCUGAAAUAAUGGGUUUGGAAAACAAAGUAAAUGAGACGAUUCGCAUUGUGAAGGAAAGCCUGGGCAUUGUUUAUGAGCCGCCGCCGACAAAUGUAUUGAUGCUGCAAGGUGGAGACGCUGAAACAGCAGCCCUGAACCAGCUUGCCCAAAUCGAAAUGCAUCUUGACGAAUUCGUACAGGUCAGCCAUACGAUUGCUGAAUUGAGAGCUCGGAGUGCCACAUUGCAACGCGACGCAGAAUUCGCUGAAAAAACCCGUAAUGGUGCGGAAAAUAAGUGCCGCGAAAUGCAAGAAAAAAUUGGGAUUUUGAAAGUAACAGAGUAUAAUGAUUGCCAGCAAAAAAUACAAGAUUUGGAGCAAGAGGUUCGCGCAGAGCGCCGCUCGAGAAAAACACUGGAGAUGGAGCUGCAGCAGUUAUCCACCAAAAAUAGCUGUAUCAAGGAGAAUUUCGAACGAGUAGCAAAAACGCUGGCUGAAACUGAAAGGAAAUAUGAAGACUUACUGGCAAAUCGAAACCGCAGUUCACUGGCAGAAAGUUAUUCAACGGUUUUGUGUACAGCGACUGUCGGUACAAUGACUUCACUGACUGCGCGAGAACUUGAACAAACAGAUAGUACCGCCGCUCUGUCUUCGUUUGCAAAGCGAAUGUACCUUCUUGCUGCGGAAUGGCAGGAACAGAGUGUUUCUGAGGACAGAAAUUCGUUCACAGCAAACGAUUUGGAGCGCCUGUAUAAUUUCUUCUCCCGUAUGCUCAAACAUUUGAAUGAAAAAAUGGAAGAACUCCGUAAUCAGCUGGUUGUGGCGAACAGCCAGCUGCGAUCUAUGGAAUUUGAUGCACAAGAAAACCGCCAGCCGUAA